GGGAUAAAAUGGCGGCGGCCGCCGCUGCCCUCAGUUGGAGGCGCGUUUCUUCCUCCACGGGGCCAGUGCCUCGAUCCCGGCACGGGCAUCGCGCCGUGGCCAUCCGCGAGCUGGUCAUCAUCUUCGGCGGCGGCAACGAGGGCAUCGCGGACGAGCUGCAUGUGUACAACACCGCUACCAACCAGUGGUUUCUUCCUGCUGUUAGAGGAGAUAUUCCGCCAGGCUGUGCAGCCCAUGGAUUUGUCUGUGAUGGUACCAGGAUACUAGUAUUCGGAGGCAUGGUUGAAUAUGGAAGAUAUAGCAAUGACUUGUAUGAAUUGCAGGCAAGCCGAUGGCUGUGGAAGAAAGUGAAACCCCAGAAUCCAUCAGCUGGCUUGCCGCCUUGCCCUCGCCUUGGCCACAGCUUCUCUCUGUAUGGCAACAAGUGUUACUUGUUUGGUGGACUGGCAAAUGAGAGCGAAGAUUCGAACAAUAACAUUCCCAGGUACCUGAAUGACUUCUAUGAACUGGAGCUUCAGCAUGGUUCAGGAGUCACGGGCUGGAGCAUUCCUGGGACUAAAGGGGUGGUACCGACUCCCCGAGAAUCUCACACAGCCAUUAUAUACAGUAGAAAAGACUCUGGAAAUCCAAAGAUGUUUAUUUUUGGAGGCAUGUCUGGCUGUCGGCUUAAUGAUCUUUGGGAGCUUGAUAUAGAAACAAUGACUUGGUCGAAACCAGAAACUAAAGGGACAGUGCCGCUUCCCCGUAGUCUUCAUUCAGCCAAUGUAAUAGGAAACAAAAUGUACAUUUUUGGUGGGUGGGUCCCACAGAGCAAAGAAGAUAAUAUCUCUUCUCAAGACGGUGAAUGGAAAUGCACUGGCUCAUUUUCUUACCUAAAUCUAGAUAACACAGAAUGGGUAAGCCUGAUUUCCGAUUGUCAGGAAGAUGAAAACAGCCUGCUGCCAGGCCCCAGAGCUGGCCACUGUGCCGUUGUCAUUGGCACUCGCUUGUAUAUAUGGAGUGGCAGAGAUGGUUACCGUAAGGCCUGGAACAAUCAAGUUUGCUGCAAAGAUCUUUGGUAUCUAGACACUGAGAAGCCACCUGCACCAUCACAAGUACAGCUGAUCAGAGCUACUACCAACUCCUUUCAAGUUAAAUGGGAUGAAGUUUCUACUGUUGAAGGGUAUCUUCUUCAGUUAAGCUCUGAUACGCCAACACCUGCGGCUGAAAUACCUAUUACUAUGGUACCAGAGACACCGAGUGCACAAGGAAUCAAGCUGGAUCUUUGCACCCAAAUGAUCAAUAAACUUCCUAACAAUGUGCAGAUUUCGACUUCAGAAACUAAAGCAAAGGUUACGGAAUCUGAAAAUGCAAAAAAGAAUAAUUUAAUUUCCAAAGAGUCCAUUGCCCUUUUAUGUCUGCCUGCUAGCACUUUAGGUUCGGAGGUCUCAGCAAAUGUAAAUGAAUUACUUGACUUUGAUACAAGAGCUGCAAAAUCUGACCCUUCUGUAUCCAGUGUUGUCUCCACCGCACAAAAUAUGGUAACCCAGCAGGCUGUUAAAACUGAGUCCUCCAGUACAAAUGGGGCAGUUGUAAAAGAUGACACUUCACUAACAACAGUCAGUUCAAAACCUGAAGUCAAUGAGACUGCAGCAGCUUCAGCUAGAGUGGCCUCUGUCAGCUCAGAUGAUUCGUCGGUACAGUUGCCUAAAACUUCUCCAUCGAGGCAAAAUGCGAGAGUGAGAGGACGCGAACGAAGAUGGUAUGAUGUUGGCAUUUUUCAGAGCAACAGUGCUUUGGUGAACCAGUUCUAUUUGCUGCCAGAAGAAAAGGCAGUCCUUUCUAGCAAGGUAGAGAAUGCAGAUGUUCCAAGCAACACUUUACUUAAGAAACAGGAUCUUGCUCCUGGCACUUUAUACAGGUUCAGGGUGGCAGCAAUAAAUGGCUGUGGGAUAGGUCCCUUCAGUAAAAUCAGUGAAUUCAAGACCUGCAUCCCUGGGUUUCCUGGAGCACCUUCUAUUGUCAAAAUUAGCAAGAGUGCAGAUUGUGUUCACCUUUCGUGGGAGCCUCCUGUUUCACCUUCGGGAAAUAUCUUGGAAUAUUCUGCCUACUUAGCUAUCAGAACCAACCAACUCCAUGAAAAUCCUAACCAGCUGAUGUUUAUGAAAAUCUAUUGUGGUCUUAAGACCUCUUGUACAGUGACUGCUGCCCAGCUUGCAAAUGCUCAUGUUGAUCACACAUCCAAACCUGCCAUAGUGUUUAGGAUCUCGGCCAAGAACGAGCGGGGAUAUGGACCAGCCACACAAGUUCGAUGGCUGCAAGAAACGAAAACAUCAGGUCCAAAAUAGAAGCAGCAUGCAAGUUGGGAAGUAGCAGUUUGCUUGCAUGACAUUUUGUAAAUCCUCCAAAUAUUUUAUUUUUACAUUGUCUUGAACUUCCCAGCAUCAACAUUGUAGAGGCUUGCAAAAAUGGAGUUGUACUGGCUCAGUUUUUCAUACCACUUUAUCCAGCACGUUCCUGGCUGGAGUCCUUGGCUGACUAUCCAUUGGGCUACAUACACCUCUAAAAGUUUGGGGAGAGUCUUCCUUUCAAUUGUUCCCAGCUCAUGGACGUAGGUUACCAACGCUCUUUUAAAACUUCCCUGUUUUUUUUAAAGGUUUGUAAUGUGGUUUUGGCAGUUACUUAAAGGGAAAUUCAUGGGGCAUACAACAUCUCAAAUGUUGCUGCUUUCCCAUUAUAGGCUAACUCAGGGCAGUUUAAAAAGCAGUUUGGAGACCUGCACAGAGACUUUCCACAAAUGUCGUACAGCCCUGCAGAUCUAGGCCUUUGAAGAUAUGGCUGAACAAGUUGUUUGAAGACUUCAGUAGCGAUAUGGCAUUCAGAGAUGCUGGAAGCAAAUUCUUUGGUUUUCAAACAUCUUUUCAGAACGCUUGCCUUUUGUCCGUAAUGUUGAUGAUUAGGGGAUGAUUUUACAAUUGUAACCAUUUUUGAUAACUUAGCUUUGUCUCCCUUUUUGCUGGUUUGUUUUAGUGAUGGAGUGAACACAUUUUCUUUAUGACCGUGUGGUCCCAUCCACUCUUACUAGAAACCAUAGGAAGGAUUUAUUAAGUUUGACAGGUUGUGCUGAGAUUCUUCCACAUUAUUAGAGGAUGCUCAGUUGACCUGCACAGGUGUUUGAUUCUUCCUGUGCAUUUUAACAUUUACUGGCAGGAGUGAUCUGUUGGGAACCCUGAUUUGUUUUGAACCCCAUGUGGAAAAGUUUCCGAAGAGUUUGAAGCAGUGGUCCCUGCCUUGAUGCAGCAGAACUCUUGCAAACAAACAGGGUACAGAAGAUGACGGUUAGUUAAGGUGGCGUUAAAAAGUGAGCGCCUUCUUCUGUGGAGAGUUGGUAACCUUUUUGUGUCCCCUUUAAGACCUUUUUAGUCUGUGUCUGCCAUGCAUGACUGGGCAGCAUCACACUUCACAAGAGUACAGGGCUUCUGGUAGGCUCUGCCAUUUAUCCAUUGUGGUGAUGUAAUGCCAAAGGAGCAGGACUUCUGGCAGACUCAGACCACCUAGUUAGGCACAGCAGUGUCUUGCAUCUGGAGAGGACCCUGAAGAUUUGCACACCACACCAAAUGUUAUUGGCAAACAUGUGGAAAUAAGUGGGCAAAACGUGCUCAUUUCUGUCUUGACCUAUAUGCAGUUAUAUUCUUCUUGUAUCCCCUGUUCUUCACGAUAUGUUGGUGCAAGACAAAUGUUUUAGUUUACAGUGACUUAAAAGUGUAUAGAAUAUUUUAAUAUAUUCAUUUUUGUAAAGAUUUUUCUAGCAUUUGUAAACACAUGUUUUAAUCCUUGAAAGUAUCCCCCUGAUGAUAUGCAAAUUGCUAAACUAGUCAUUUUGGUUAUGAAAAGCAAACUGAGUGUCAAUGCACUACUAUUGGUUCUCAUGGGCAUAGAAAUGUUAAUUCUGUAGAUAUUUUGAAUGUUUACAAGAGUCUUUACAUAUUGAAAGUCCUCCACAAAGAGUGCUUCGUUUAAAAAAAAGAAAGAAAAACUGUAUGCUUUUGUUGGCAUAUUCAUGCUGUUUUGCACUAAUAAGAAUUUCACUUUGUGAUGCUUUGUGUUGCUUCCAGAAAAAUUCUGUAGUAAAGUUAAAGCAGUUUUGCACAUACAACAUGCUUUUAUGGCAUAUAUUUUCCUUUUCCCAUUAAGCUGCAUACAGACAUACAUGUCUUGAUCAAUGAACCAACUGCGGAUCUGCUCUCACCCUGUUUGUGACAGAUGCACUAAUUUCCAAACUGAAUCGGGCUCUGAAGCAACUAGUGUUUUGUGUUUCCAGCAUAAGCCAGCUGUGCAUAGUGCUUGUUGGCUGGCUGUUGUGACAAUCAUGACUCUGUCUCCCCAACAUUCUGCACCCUCAGUGCUUCACGUUAAAAAAAAUGACUGGCUUUAAAAAUUAUUAUAAAAAAGAACUCUGUAAGCAUUUUAACAGCUGGGUACCUGGAGAAAAUGUUUUAAAUGAAAACUGCCUAACGCAUUGGAGGGAAGAGGCAGAGGAGAAGGUCCAUGCUGGAGCCAGGCAUUUUUGGCAGUCAAGGGGGAGAGCGGAUGGGGAGGAGCAGAGUUUUCCCUAUGACAAAACAACAACAACCUGGGAAUCAUUCAUACAGGGAGAGAUGUCUGUAUGCAUCUUUUCUCAGUUGUUCAGGUUUUAGCUGAGUUUCUCCUUAUAAUCAUGGCAGUGAAUUUUUUAACCUUAUUUUAUCACUAAUGUGCCAGCCACUUCACUUUUUUUCCUGUGCAGAGGUAAAAGAAAACUUUAUAUGUAUAUGGCAAAAUGAACACCCAACCUAUGUUGACACAUAGUGGUGUAUACAGAUAACGCAUGGUUUCCUCCUACCUUUGUAGUGGAAACGUAGUGUGAGAAGUGGCCCUUAGAAGGAAUAGUAAUCUAUUCCUAACCCCACAAGUGUACUAAGUGAAGGCGUUUGGAUGCCUUUUAUGUAUAAGUAGUUUACCAAAUUGUAGAGUAAAAUGGCUGAACGAUGCCAGUACACUUGGCAAAGACAGCCUAAAGCCCAAUCCAGCAGGAACAUGGUUUGUGAACAGCUAUAAUCUUACGUUCAUUUGAAUGAGACUUGUAAGGGUUCCUGCGGAUUAUACCUUUUUGCUUCUAAAUAAAAUGAAACAUGGUUAGGUGCAUAUGUGCAAUAAAGUGAAUAUUUUGCACUUGGUUUUUCCAUCAAUGCCUAAUAAAUUAAGAUGGGAAUUACUUGAUCUGCAUGAUCAGUUUUAAAGUGGAUUACGGUAAUGUAGUGCUUUACAAUCAUUCCUUGUUCACCCUGGUGGGAUUGCUUUGAGGGAAGUUACUCCAUUUUUACAGAUGGGGAACUGAGGCUGACGCCUAAUAUAGGGAGGAUUAGAAAUUAGACUCAUCUCCAGCACUAACUAAUAUGGCGGGGAGGAGAUUCAGUUCAUCACAGUACAGUGAUUUGUGGCCAGCCCUUGUACGUUGCAGCACAAUCUGUAAUGCCACGAGGGGAAAAAAUGGAAACCCUCUUUAAAAAAAUAAAAAACCUUGUUGAAUGGAUAAUAAAUACUUAAAAGUGCUUUCUCUUAUUUUCCCCCUAAGUUUUUUAAUUACACUAGUAAGUUUUUAAGGCAAUGAGGGAGGGUAGCACAGUUAGGUGAAGUUUAGUGAAUUUUGUGAGUAUUAAGCCGAAAAUUCCAAGCUUCCUUUUUUAACUGUAGCCCCAGAUCUGUUUCAUCAGGGGGUUGUUGCUUUGCAUGUUAACAUCCUCUUGAGAUGGAUUUUCAGGCUCCCCCUUGGAAAAAGGGAGUUGGGUAUACUGCAUAAAUGACAGAGAGUGAUUUGUUCUUUGCAUAUAUAUAUGUCAUAUACAGUGAAACUGACUUCUUCCGUUCAUAAUGCUUAUAUUUACCCUUUCCUGUUGCAUAUGUUUAAUAUCCAUGUCUGAAAAAGUCUGUGAGAGAGCCUCAAGAUUUUGGGUGCUCUUCAGAAUUAAAAAUCAUCCAAGCUGUAAUGAGAACAGAGCCUUGCUAGCACUGUGAAAUAGUUGCUGAGAAAAUGUUUAUGGCUCUGGUCUUCAAAGGAGGAGAAAGGCCUUCUAGAUGAAGUACCUGUGGUUGCCAGGAAUGUGCCAGUUCUUCCCUGAAUUGUCAUACAUAGACAAUGUGCUUCCUUCCACCUUGGCAUACCACACGGUACUUCUGGCUUCAGGUUUGCCAGCAGCUAUGGGGGUGUCAAGAAAUACCUUUUUAAAUACUAAAGGGAAGCUGAAACAAGAGUCUUUUUCUUAAUAUCUGGCCUGCUCUUGACAGAAUGUCAAUUAUGUCUGAUUACUUGGCUAUUAAUAACUUUGUAGAUACGUUACUUAACAAUAUAAUGUGUUGGGUAUAUCUGUGAGUAUUUUUGCACUUUGCGUUCAUAUUUCUGCACUUGUUUUUAAGGGUGUGUCAUGACUACCAAAGGUAAAAAUUGUGCCGUUGUUAAUGCAGACAUGACUUUCAGUGUUUGUGUGCUUCUGCCAAUAGACUAUAUUAUUUGUCCAUGUCUACAGUUCCAUUCCAUCUACAUGCAUCAAAUUAGUAACAUGCAUACCAGUUUUCUGUAGCUUCCCUCCUAGUGUGAUGUUACAUAACUUUUCUGUACCUGCUUCUCUGAUAAGCACUUAAACUUAUAACUCCCACUUCGACGAUAAAAUUUAGAGUCUAUAACCAAUGAUAGUUAAUGUCUGACCCACUGGAUGUUCACUGAAAAUCUAAAUCUAAUCAGGUUAUUUGAGGAAUUGGUGAAAGCUGUCUUGUUUGCCUUUGUAACAAACAUAUGUGUAACAUCUUAUGUAAAUCUGACUCCAUCCUGUAGAAACUUCAAGAAGUAAUAGAUUUGGUAUGAAAGUUAUAAGUAGAGAAGUCAAUGCUGUUUAUGACAUACUGCAUCAAUUUUACUUAAAAUGUUUUGUGACAAUGGAUAUCUAGUUAUGUGAACAAGAAACUGUUAUGUAUGACUUACAGCAAUAUCUGACCAUAGUUUUGAAGUAGAGCACACAAGUAAGCCAUAGACUUUAACAAAAAGAUACCACCGUUAACUGGAAUGUUGAAAUGGGUCAACCCAGCUAAGUCAUUGUCUUAAGACCUUGAACAGAAAUGGUCUCUACAAAAAAAUCCAAUAUUUUGUACAAUGAAAUAAAAGUAGCAUUGUUCUUUCUUUGUAAUAAAGUGAUUUGUCUUAAGAA
Molecule: messenger RNA, 7217 nt
Organism: Sphaerodactylus townsendi
Lineage: Eukaryota; Metazoa; Chordata; Lepidosauria; Squamata; Sphaerodactylidae
Gene: HCFC2
Product: host cell factor C2
Exons: 16
Coding region: 9-2327 (772 amino acids)
Biological process (GO): regulation of DNA-templated transcription; chromatin remodeling
Cellular component (GO): histone methyltransferase complex
Molecular function (GO): protein binding; transcription coactivator activity
Source: RefSeq, a predicted model, not a curated record